Molecule: messenger RNA, 990 nt
Organism: Habropoda laboriosa
Lineage: Eukaryota; Metazoa; Arthropoda; Insecta; Hymenoptera; Apidae
Product: tigger transposable element-derived protein 1-like
Exons: 5
Coding region: 1-990 (329 amino acids)
Cellular component (GO): nucleus
Molecular function (GO): DNA binding
Source: RefSeq, a predicted model, not a curated record
AUGGAAAAGGCACUCAGCAUUUGGAUUGAUGAUAGCUGUCAAAAAAGAAUUCCAUUGGAUGAUAACAUCAUUAAGCAAAAAGCACUUAAAAUUUACAAACACCUUAAAGAACAUGGAGAAUCUUUUGUCAACCCAGAUUUUGUGGCAAGUAAAGAAGAGCAAGGACAUACAGCGCAUCAAGUUUUCAAUGCCGACGAAACUGGGCUUUGGUGGGAAAAAAUGCCCAGUAGAACCUUUAUAGCGAAAAGAGAAAAGACUGCACCCGGAUUUAAGGUGUCUAAAGAUCGUAUAACGCUACUUUUGUGCAAUAAUGCUCCAUGUCACCCACAAGAUUUGAGUCAUCCCAACGUCAAAAUAGUGUUCCUACCACCUAACACUACUUCGUUGCUCCAACCAUUGGAUCAAGAUAAUGCUCCAUGUCACCCACAAGAUUUGAGUCAUCCCAACGUCAAAAUAGUGUUCCUACCACCUAACACUACUUCGUUGCUCCAACCAUUAGAUCAAGACGUAACCGAUUCGAAAUCAAUUAAUGUAAUGGAAGCUUGGAAGCAAUUUUCAAUUAAGCACAGCAUCGACAUCAUAUCUUUGUCGCUGAAAGUACUAAAAACAUCAACGUUAAAUGCAUGUUGGAAGAAGAUAUGGCCAUCUUCAGUUGAAAUAGAAAACGUGCUUGAAUCGUCAGAAAAUGAAAUUGGUGGCAUAUUAGAACUUGCUAAAUCGAUCGGAGGCGAAGGCUUUGUGGAUAUGGCUAUUGAGGACGUUCAAGACUUAUUAGUGGAAGAAGAAGUUGACGAAGCGGAUUUGAUGGAAAUGGCAUCCGAAGUUGGAAAUCAAAUCGAUUCUGAGGACAAUAGCACUGCUGAAGAUUGUGAAGUUAAUAAUUUAACAUUAAAAAAAUUAAAAGAGGGCCUAAGCUUAGCUGAAAAUCUUGAAUCAGUUUUCUUGAAUGCAGACCCUUCUAAUACCAUGAAAUCUACAAUGACCUUGUAA